This is a messenger RNA of Penicillium cinerascens, 324 nucleotides long. Its product is annotated as alpha/beta-hydrolase. Bases 1 to 324 code for a protein of 107 amino acids. The transcript has a single exon. Lineage: Eukaryota; Fungi; Ascomycota; Eurotiomycetes; Eurotiales; Aspergillaceae. The record is from RefSeq and is a predicted model, not a curated record.
AUGACUCGGUGGAUGUUUAGCUUCGGGCAGUGGAUGCUUGGGGCUUCCGGUGCCGCCGAUCUGUUGUGGACCAUGCAGUGCUUUACCUUGUCUGCGCCGGAUGGCUCCCGGUACCUGGAAAAAGUGCGCUGUCCGGUGAUGGUGACAGGGGCACGACAGUCGCUGUACUCGCCGGGACUCGGGUUCAAUGAAUUCAAACACAUAUACUGUAACCUCGAGAGCGGAGAGGGACCAGAGUCAGGCAAGGGAAGCAAUCCAGACUCGAAGGAUCGCAAAGAAGCUGAUGAGUCGCUCAGGGAUCACGGGGCUGCUGGAACGCGGUAA